Suillus plorans is the source of this 429-nucleotide messenger RNA. RefSeq lists its product as uncharacterized. The transcript is spliced from 2 exons. The annotation marks the transcript as partial. NCBI's taxonomy places the organism in Eukaryota, Fungi, Basidiomycota, Agaricomycetes, Boletales, Suillaceae. The record is from RefSeq and is a predicted model, not a curated record.
AUGCCAAGGUCAAACACCCUACAGCACAUCCUCAGUCUCCUUAGUUCAUCCAGUAUUGCAGAAAAACACAGCAAAGAUAUUAAAUCAAAGUUUUGGACGACUUACAAGAAAGUUGCGGAUGAGUACGACGACGAUUUCCUCCAACGAGCGCAUGGUGAUAUAGGUGUUAUCUUGACUUUUGCUGGUCUACUCUCAGCCGUCAUCUCUACAUUCAUCGGUGGAAUGCAGCCUGACUCGGGAGUUACUACGAACGCCCUCUUGGUGCAACUAAUUCAAGUCACUGUUGACGGGCCAAGUGCUGUACAUAACAUCAGCAAUCUAUCCUCAGUUACACACUAUUCUUCUUUAACCAUCUGGGCAGAAACCCUUGCCUACAUUGGCCUAGCGCUUAGCAUCUUGGCUGCGUUCGGGGCAGUUGUGGGAAAACAA